AUGCCUCACCAUCCUUUGGCACAGAGAUCACGUGAGUGCGUAACUAAUCGUGACUCUAGUUCGCAUCGGAUAAUUAAAGCUUGGCAGCGCAACGUCCAAUCAGAAGUUGACAUGGAAUACUACGCAAGGGUAUAUCCAGUUGCUAACAUCCUGUUCAAAUUGGUCACGUUCUUUUCCUUCUCUUCCUCCGCUCCGCCGCCGCCAGCGGGGUUCAGAUUGUUCUGUUCGGCGCCAUCUAUAAAUGAUAGUCUUUCUAUUGUCAGCUCCCACACGCUGUAUUUCGGUCGUUUCAGAAUAGGACAAUUG
Molecule: messenger RNA, 306 nt
Organism: Protopolystoma xenopodis
Lineage: Eukaryota; Metazoa; Platyhelminthes; Monogenea; Polystomatidea; Polystomatidae
Source: the annotation of a GenBank genome assembly